AUUCCCUCCUCUCCAACCUGAGAUGGGCUGCUUGCUGGGCCUGACGCUGGCCUACCUGGCCCACCUGGCAGCCUGCGUAAUGGGCUUGGAGCGCCAGCAGCACCAGGUGCAGCACGGCCCCUGCAGCUACACCUUCAUCCUCCCUGAGGUAGAACAUUGCCAGCCACCGAAGAACUUUGAGUUCUCUAACACUCUCCAGGGGGACUCCCCAGCCAAGGUCAAAUCUGGUGUGAGUCAGUCCACUCUCGGCAGGACCCAGAAGGACAGGUCCUCCUGGCAGGAGAGGAAACUGGAGCGUCUGGAGACUGCCAUGGAGAAUAACACCCAGUGGCUGCAGAAGCUGGAGAACUUCAUCCAGGAGAAUGUUCGCUCCGGUGUCGAGGAGAUGAAAAGAACGGCCGUGCACACUCACACUGCCGCCAUGUUGGAGAUGGGAACCAACCUCCUCAGUCAGUCGGCAGAGCAAACUCGCAAACUGACCGAUGUUGAGACCCAGGUAUUAAACCAGACGAGUCGGCUGGAGAUUCAGCUGCUGGAGUACUCACUUUUUACCAACCGUCUGGAGAAGCACAUUCUCCUGCAGACUCAGGAGAUCUCACGCCUCGGUGACAAAAACAGUUUUCUGGAGCAGAGGCUCUUGACGCUGGAGGCCCGCUAUGGGAUGGAGUUGCAGGGCUUGCAAAGAGAAAAGCAACAGUUGCAGGAGCUGAUGCAAAGGCAGAGCCGUCUGGUCAGCCAGCUCCAGGGCGAACUGGGCAGCGCAACUCUCAACAGCACGUUGCUGCAGAGACAGCAAGCUUUGCUCACUGACACAGUGGGGCAGCUCCUGGCUUUGGUCCAUCAUUGCAAUGAAAUCUCCAAUGUACCCAAGGAGGAGCCGCUAACUUUCAGGGACUGUGCAGAGAUUCUGCAGUCGGGACAAACAGCAAGUGGAAUAUAUAGCAUCCGCCUCCCCAACUCCACUCACUCUGUCAAGGUUUUCUGUGAUAUGAAGACCAGAGGAGGGGGGUGGACGGUUUUGCAGCAUCGCAGAAAUGGCUCCGUUGAUUUCCAUCGCGGAUGGAAGGACUACAAAUCGGGAUUUGGAGAGCCUUCUGGGGAACAUUGGCUGGGAAAUGACAUCAUCCAUAAGCUGACCAGAUCCGGAGAAUAUAGUCUGCAUGUUCAAUUGAAGGACAAAGACGGGAAUGAGGCCUACUCGCACUAUGACCGCUUCUACGUAGACGGGGAAAACCGUAACUACAGCCUUCACACCGAGGGUUUCAGCGGCACAGCUGGGCGGACCAACAGCAUGACCCACAGUGGCACCCAGUUCAGCACCAAGGACAGAGAUAACGACCGCUGCACCUGCAAGUGUGCACAGCUCGCCUCUGGAGGUUGGUGGUUUGAGGCUUGUGGACCAUCCAACCUGAACGGUGUGUAUUACCCCGGCUCAUCCAAUGUGGUGCGCUACAACGGCAUUAAGUGGUACUAUUGGAAAGGGCCAAAUCUGAUGGCUACCAUGACGACCAUGAUGGUGCGGCCAGCAAACUUAUGAUUGACUGCUAUUUUAAGUCAGACGUUCCUCCCUGAUAAAUGUAAUGGAUAUCGCCGCAAUAUUGGAACGUGUGAGACGCUUAAAGACUCCCGGCAAGGAGACAUGGUCCAAAUAACCUCCCGAGAGUGGACUUGAGGGGUUCAACUGAGAAAACAGUGUAGAUUAACUGUCUAUAUUGAAACUGAAAUAACAAAACUGAAUUAUACAUUGUAACAUAAAGUUCACAGGUAUAGCUUUCACUGAGAUUUUGAUGGCAUUUUAUAAUAUGACAUCAGUGAUUUCAUCAUUAUAAUACCAGUAAAACUAUGACAGCCAUAAUAAACACGUCUGCCCUUCCGAAGGGGCUUUACAGAGUGAAACAUCCCACUUCUUUACUGUCCUGGCUCUCAUAAAAUUCAAAUUUGUGAGUGAUUUAGCUUGUAAAACGUACAUCAAGUGUGAUUUAUAGUAGAUGAUAAAAUGUUAUAACAUCUUGGGACAGUUAAAAAGAAAAUAGCAUGUGUAUUUUCCGUGGCUAUAGGGUGGCCUGAUACUCUUGCCUUGCACAGCUGAUGGCAUAAAUUACCUAGCAGCAGCGGUCCCUGCAGUAUCUAUUAGCUUGUAAAUGCUUUCCACCUGUGCACAGUGAGCGUGGCGACACAGGAGGACAAGGACUGCUAAUUGUUUCAGUUCAUCAUGGACAGAAACAACACGUCUGACUGACAUCUGGUGAUGUAGCAGCCAGCUUAAUGAACUGGAGAAGUGACAUGUUUAUUACAGUCAGUUGGUGAUAUUGUCCACAGAAAAGAAA
This is a messenger RNA of Dunckerocampus dactyliophorus (ringed pipefish), 2327 nucleotides long. RefSeq names its product angiopoietin 2b (gene angpt2b). The record is from RefSeq and is a predicted model, not a curated record. Gene Ontology annotation, biological process: Tie signaling pathway. The transcript has 9 exons. Lineage: Eukaryota; Metazoa; Chordata; Actinopteri; Syngnathiformes; Syngnathidae. Bases 23 to 1537 code for a protein of 504 amino acids. Gene Ontology annotation, molecular function: receptor tyrosine kinase binding.